Messenger RNA from Penicillium manginii, 1566 nucleotides. RefSeq names its product alpha/beta hydrolase. The transcript has 2 exons. The coding region runs from base 1 to 1566 and encodes 521 amino acids. The record is from RefSeq and is a predicted model, not a curated record. Lineage: Eukaryota; Fungi; Ascomycota; Eurotiomycetes; Eurotiales; Aspergillaceae.
AUGAACGGCGCGAUCCGCAAUGGCGCCAACCACUCCUGCGAUAGCCUCUCGCUGUCGCUGCCCCAGCCGGGCGCUUUCGAGCAAAAUGACAAGAGAAGGCUCUUGUUGAUUUAUAUCCAUGGAUUCAUGGGCUCGGAGGCUAGCUUCCAGGACUUCCCCGCUCAUAUUCAUGACAUGUUGACCGCGUUACUGAGUGAGUCCCACAUCGUGUACACGCGCAUCUACCCUCGGUAUAAAUCGCACGGGGAGAUACAGUCUGCAGCAGCCCAAUUCAGCGCCUGGCUGGCCCCUCACGAGGCAGAUGAUCUGGACAUAAUCCUCCUGGGCCACAGUCUGGGCGGAAUCGUAGCCGCAGACGUGGCCCUUUUGCAAAAGCAUCAAAUCCUAGGUCUAAUCAAUUUCGACGUACCCUUCCUGGGCCUCCAUCCGCGUGUCGUACCAACAGGUAUCCUCAGCUCAAUGCCAAAGAAAGACCUCGCCCCAGAAGAAACUCUCGCAGACGAGCAAGAAUCUUUAGGCAUGCAUCCAGCCUAUAAACCAGCCCUACCGCCCAGAUCACCAGUGCCAGUGCCGGAUCCGAACUUCGACCGGCCGUGGCGAAACGAUAUCAGACUCCCGAAUCGGGGAUUCCUGAAAGGCGUGAUGCACUUUGUCAAUAAGAAUACCGAUAAUCUUGCGCGAUCGGUCUUUGACCGCGUCGUUUCGUCCGCGAAGUUCGCCGGCUGCGUGAAUAAUUAUUCUGAGCUUCGGAGGCGAUAUCGCGAUUUGAUGGAGCUAGAGGCUUCGAAUCGUGUGCCGCCGCACUCGAUCAAAUUCAUCAACUACUACACAGCCAGCACGGGUCGCAAGAAGUCGAAGAAGGAAGAUUCCGGUUCCAGUUCAAGUACUACUCAGACAGACUCCGCGCAAGAAAGUCCAUCUCUUGACGCCGACAAAGACAAAGACAACGAAAUAAUCGACCAUGACAAGUCCACUCCUACGCAAACGCCCACUCUCAACCAAUCACUAGAUAAUCUGAGCAUAUCGGAAUCAGUCAUCCCCAAUUCUAAAGUCGAGCCCAAAAUUGACGCCGGAGAAUCAUCACACUCCAAAUCCUCAUCAACUUCAACACUAGCAGUAAUGGACGCCGAGCCCAUCCCCGAAACCGAUCACAUCCCCGAAACAACCCCAGAAACACAAUCCCCGGAACAGACAACAACAACCCUCUCCCCAACAGAAACCCUCCGACAAGCCAGCCUGCACCUCUCAGAAACCACCAGCAGCACAAGCGGCGCAAGCGGCGCAAGCAUAACAACAACAUCCAGCACAAACUCAACCCCCACCUCGGAUGCCACGCAAAAACUGCGGAAAUUCAUCCUCCUACCGAAGAACCACUGGAAAUACCACGACAACGCGCACUGGACCGCCGUCGUAAUGCAGGAUAUCGACGAGGUGGAAGCCCAUCAGUCGAUGUUCAUUCCAUCCGGCGCGCACUAUGAUCCUCUUGUAGGCGAGACGGUUAGCUUGAUCGAGGCGUGGGUGCAGGAUGAACUAAGUAGGCGGUUAGCCAGGGAGAGUUUGGAUUAG